This is a messenger RNA of Rotaria sp. Silwood1, 1008 nucleotides long. Lineage: Eukaryota; Metazoa; Rotifera; Eurotatoria; Philodinida; Philodinidae. The record is from the annotation of a GenBank genome assembly.
AUGAAUAGCAAAAAAAGUGCCUUUUGUUAUUUAACUCGUACACCCGAUUCUGAAAUAAUUCAAUUUGCUGAACAAUUAGCACGAGAUUCUCGUUCAGCUUCCAAUCUGGAUAUUUAUAUUAUGAUCGAUGAUAAUAAUUUUCAGAUACAACCAAAUUCAUUAGUAAAUUUUAUACAAAUAAAUAAUAAUGAAUGUAUAUCAAAUGGUUAUCAUUCAUCAAAUAAAAUUGACAUGAAUAAAGAUUGUAUAUCAUGGGAUAAAGCUUUAUAUUAUUUUUGUCAAAUAAAACGAAAUGAUUAUUCAUUUGUAUGGUUAAUUGAAGAUGAUUCAUUUAUUCCAUCAGUUGAUGCAUUUUUUCUCUUACAUAAUAAAUAUUCAAAUGAAAAUACUGGUGGUGAUUUAAUUUGUCAAAAAAAUGAUGAAAAUCUAUAUGGUGAUACAUCAACAUGGAAAUGGGCUGAUGUUGUUGGAAAAUUUUCACCACCAUGGUAUCAUUCAAUGAUGUGUGCUGUUGGUUGUAGUCGAAGAUUAUUAGAUGCAAUUGCUAAUUAUGUUAAACAAAGACGUUUUCUUCCAUUUAUUGAAUAUAUGUUUAAUACAAUAGCUAUGCAAAAUCAUAUGAAAGUUAUUAAUCCACCAGAAUUAAGUACAAUUGUAUAUCGAGAAAAUUGGACAAUGGAACAUGUUCGUCAAAGACCUAAUAAUUGGUUUCAUCCUUUUAAAAGUGAACAAAUUAGACGAGAGAUUCGUUCACAAGUGGCAAAUGCAUGGAAAACGCCUUCACAUAAUGUUGAACAUACAGGAAAUACAGGUGAUGGAGGAUAUACACAAUAUCAAGGACAAAUGCCUCAAUAUCCUUAUUUUAUGCCACCAACAUAUAAUUUACCACCGAAUAGUGGAAGUGUUCUUCCACAACUUAUUUAUCCUCCUAAUAUGCCUCCUCCUUAUCCAACUUCUAUGCCUCCUUCUUAUCCUCCUACUAUGCCUCCUCCUUAUCCACCUCAUUAA